This is a messenger RNA of Lycium barbarum (goji berry), 744 nucleotides long. RefSeq lists its product as uncharacterized. NCBI's taxonomy places the organism in Eukaryota, Viridiplantae, Streptophyta, Magnoliopsida, Solanales, Solanaceae. The record is from RefSeq and is a predicted model, not a curated record. Bases 1 to 744 code for a protein of 247 amino acids. The transcript has a single exon.
AUGUCUAAUUUAAAUGCAAAUGAAAGCAAUGAAGUAACAGCAGAAACCAUCUUAGUUGGUGAUGCUGCUACUUCUGCUGGAACUACUACAAAAAAUGUAGUUGAUUCUAGUCAUCCUUUAUAUAUACAUCCCUCGGAUUAUCCAGGGAUGAGUCUUGUUUCCACUGUGUUUGAUGGAAGAGGAUAUGGUGGUUGGAGAAGAGCAGUCAUCAUAGCUCUUUCAGCCAAGAACAAGCUGGGAUUUACUGAUGGAUCUCUAGCUGUUCCCAUUUCUGAUCCAGCUCUUGUGAAGGCUUUGAUCAGAUGUAAUGACAUGGUUUUGUCAUGGCAUCUUAAUUCACUCUCCAAGGAGAUAGCAGAAAGUGUCUUGUACUCAGUCAGUGCCAAAAGCCUUUGGAAAGACCUGGAAGAUAGAUUUGGGCAGGCAUCUGGUGCUAAACUGUUUCAAUUGCAAAAAGAGCUUAGUGUUGUUAUUCAAGGAAAUACUAGCAUUUCAACUUAUUUCACUAAAAUGAAAAGUUUAUGGGAUGAAUUAGAUGCUUUAAACACCUUUUCCAGUUGCACUUGUGACCGUAUCUGUGGUGCGAAAAAGAAAAGUGUAAAAGCUCAUGAAGAUGAAAGGCUACUCCAGUUCCUAAGGGGACUAAAUGACACAUUCAUAGGGGUUAGGAGUAAUAUUCUCAUGUCUUCUUCCUUACCCAGUAUUGGUCAAGCAUAUUCCCUUAUUGUUCAAGAUGAAAAAUAA